Molecule: messenger RNA, 1368 nt
Organism: Magnolia sinica
Lineage: Eukaryota; Viridiplantae; Streptophyta; Magnoliopsida; Magnoliales; Magnoliaceae
Product: DAR GTPase 3, chloroplastic
Exons: 9
Coding region: 36-1190 (384 amino acids)
Cellular component (GO): mitochondrion
Molecular function (GO): GTP binding; GTPase activity
Source: RefSeq, a predicted model, not a curated record
GGUUUUGUAAUUAGUAAGUGCGAGGGAAAGAAGGGAUGGCCGUCCAAGCUCCAGUCGUUUGGAUGCCCAACGCCCUCACCACCAUCCAUCAUCAUCACCAUCAUCAUCAUCCCCUGCGGGUCAGAAGCAAGGUGGGCCCCACAGCCCUUGCAGCAGCAGCCGCCGCAUCACCACCUCCAUCCUCUACCAUUCUUCAGAUUGCUGGUGGAAAGGUUCCGAGUUGGUACCACAAAGAAAAUGCCAAACUUAGUGGUAACGUAUCCGGGGAUGGCCAAGGAGAACUUGAUUGGAUUGAUUUGGAAGCAGAUCUCUAUCACUGGACAAAGCCGCUGCGUCCUGUGCAGUGGUAUCCUGGUCAUAUUGCAAAAACAGAAAAGGAACUCAAAGAUCAACUCAAGUUGAUGGAUGUUGUCAUAGAGGUUCGAGAUGCAAGGAUUCCCAUGGCCACAAGUCACCCACAGAUGGACUUGUGGCUCGGUAAUAGGAAAAGGAUUUUAGUUUUGAAUAGAGAAGAUAUGAUAUCCACUGCUGACAGAAAUGCGUGGGCCAGUUAUUUCUCAAGGCAGGGAGUGAAGGUCGUUUUUGCCAAUGGGCAGCUUGGGAUGGGCACUAUGAAGCUAGGAAGGCUAGCAAAGUCAUUAGCCAUUGGUGUGAAUGUUAAACGUAGAGCAAAGGGACUCCUUCCUCGUCCGGUCCGAGCUGGAAUUGUUGGAUAUCCAAAUGUAGGUAAAUCAUCUCUAAUUAACCGUUUGCUGAAACGCCGAAUGUGCACAGCAGCUCCCAGGCCAGGAGUCACAAGAGAGUUGAAAUGGGUCCGUUUUGGGAAAGAUCUGGAGUUGCUGGAUUCCCCUGGAAUACUGCCAAUGCGAAUCAGUGACCAGACUGCUGCAAUAAAGCUGGCAAUGUGUGAUGACAUUGGGGAGAGAUCAUAUAAUGUGGCUGAUGUGGCUGCAAUUCUCAUACAAAUGCUCACAAGGUUUCCAUCAGUAGGUUCAAAAGCCCUUUACAGCCGUUACAAGAUUGACCCAGAUGGCUACUGUGGUAAAAUAUUUGUUGAGAAGCUUGCGCUUCAAUUGUUCAAUGGGGAUGCCAGUCAAGCAGCAUUCCGCGUGCUGACCGACUUUCGGAAAGGGAAGUUUGGUUGGGUUGCACUAGAGAGACCUCCACAGGUAAGGCAAUUGGAUGGAUGAUUCUGGAGUUUGAUUACUUCCCGGUUAUCUCCAAUAUCCAACUCAAAUGAUUCUAAUAUCUAAUUGUAUUCACAAUAUAGUGUUGGUUAUUGUAAGUACUGGGAUUUUACAAUCCUGCUCUCGGAGAUUUGUACAAAUUUGUAUAUUGCAUGAAAUGCCCAAAUCUUGUAAAUUUUGC